GACAUGACUAGUGGAAAUAACACAGAAAAUUUAAAAGCUAGUGAAUCUGCUAUUCAACCUAGAAAUUCUCCAUUAGAUUAUGAACAUGGAUUUUGCCUUUAUAACAAUGUAAUAGCCCAAUUUAAACCUCCAAUUCCAGUAACGGCAAUUUCCUGGAAUUUUAAUUUAGGCGUAUUAGCUGCUGGAAAUGAAUUUGGUUAUGCUGUUUGUUCAAUUAGAGAACGAAAAUUGCUUUUAAUUAAAACUUUAAUGUCCUCUCAAGAUGUACUUCAAAUUUCAAACAAGGAUAGUGCUCUUUCUCGUUUUAAAAGUGUUAAAAAGUCAAUAAGGCAGUCUUUUAGAAGGAAGAAACAAACUGCAGAACAAAUAGAAAAUGGAGGAAUUAUAUCAGCACAACAAAAUAGGCAUCGUCAAGAGAGAGAAAUUACGCAGAGAUCACGUAAUCCAAAUGCUUUAGAUGGAGAAACACCAAAUUCUCUGAUUAAAAUACUCAAUUUUGAGACAUGUAUUCUCUCCCCAUUUAAUACACAUCAAGAAGUAUAUCUUUUUGUUGGGACACAAGGUGGUGCUGUUCUAAUUCAUUUAAUUCGGCCUGAUGCUUGUGUGAAUACUGAACGUUGUCAAUUAAUUAAAGAAAUUCGUCUGCGACAUCACGCUCCCAUUGCUGCAAUUGAAUUGCUUCAUCAACAACCAAACUCAAGACUCCUAAUUUUUAGCGAAGAACAGAUUCGAUCAUUUACAAUGCCAAAUCUAAAAUCUUUUACUUUCAAAUAUAGAAUGACAGCAAUGGAAGGUUCAAGAAUUAGAAAAGCAACAACAGUUCUACUUAACAAUGAAUCAAAGAAAACUCCAAAUUCAGAAAAGUUUUUAGCAGUUACAACAAAUAGGGGAGAAAUAUUUUUUAUAUCGCCAACAAAUCCAAAGUGCCUUCACAAAAUUAGUUUUGUCCAGCCAAACAAUACAAUUGGAAUAUUCUCUACAGCAAUUACCCGAAGUGGACAAAUAUUUUAUUUAAACCCAUGUGGAAGCGAAUUUAUAAGGUUGGGAUCUCAUCUUACGAGCGGUACUGAUACUGAAUGUAAUAUUGUUGAGACUGGUAUGGGAUGUAAUGGAACUACAAAUGGUUUGGAAUGUAACGGUAAAAAUAGAGGAGAUUUAGGGUUUUUGAGUACUCGUUCAAGUAUUUUAAGAUAA
Meloidogyne enterolobii is the source of this 1194-nucleotide messenger RNA. Lineage: Eukaryota; Metazoa; Nematoda; Chromadorea; Rhabditida; Meloidogynidae. The record is from the annotation of a GenBank genome assembly.